AUGGCAUCGGUUAUUCGAAAAAAACUUGUUGUUGUUGGAGAUGGUGCGUGCGGAAAAACUUGUCUUCUGACCGUUUUUUGCAAAGGAGAAUUCCCUAGUUUAUAUGUUCCGACGAUUUUUGAAAGUUUUGUUUCAGAGAUGCAGAUUAAUAAUAAACGUGUUGAACUUAAUUUGUGGGAUACAGCCGGGCAAGAAGAUUAUGACCGAUUACGUCCACUUUCUUAUCCUGACACAAAUGUCGUCGUGCUUUGUUUCAGUGUGGACAAUCCUGACAGUUUGGACAAUAUCAGCACAAAGUGGAUGCCUGAAAUCAGGAAUUUUUUGCCAAAUAUCCCUGUAAUACUUGUUGCAAACAAAAAAGAUUUAAGAAAUGAUCAAACAACAAAAAGAGAACUUCAAAGGAUGAAACAAAACCCUGUGACAGAAUCCGAGGGAAGGAGUGUGGCGAAAAAUAUAGGUGCACAGGCAUAUAUCGAAUGUUCAGGUAACUUUAUUUGCUGUGAUGCAUCUUUUGCAGCUAAGCAAAAAGAAGGCGUCAAUGAUGUAUUUGAAACUGCUGCUAGAAUAGCUACAGAUUUCAAAGCAAAAAAACGCACGUGUACAAUUACAUGA
This is a messenger RNA of Schistosoma rodhaini, 612 nucleotides long. The record is from the annotation of a GenBank genome assembly. Lineage: Eukaryota; Metazoa; Platyhelminthes; Trematoda; Strigeidida; Schistosomatidae.